Anguilla rostrata (American eel) is the source of this 3147-nucleotide messenger RNA. RefSeq names its product eukaryotic peptide chain release factor subunit 1. The transcript has 11 exons. Lineage: Eukaryota; Metazoa; Chordata; Actinopteri; Anguilliformes; Anguillidae. Gene Ontology annotation, biological process: cytoplasmic translational termination. Gene Ontology annotation, molecular function: translation release factor activity, codon specific; sequence-specific mRNA binding. The record is from RefSeq and is a predicted model, not a curated record. Gene Ontology annotation, cellular component: cytosol; translation release factor complex. The coding region runs from base 425 to 1756 and encodes 443 amino acids.
UGAUCUUGAUCUGAGCUCCACCCCCACGUGAGUACCCACCACGAGCAAAGGAGCGAGCCGGCGAGAGAAGCAACGUCAUACAUUUAGCAGUCUGAAACUUACGACCCUGACAUCGAGACUUAGGAGCGGCGGAGUCAGAGACGACUACCCGUAGCGGCAGCUGGAGCGGCUACCCACAGCGGCCGAGACGAGCGGACCCUUCGGUGCUGUGCUGUAACGCCCGGGCCUUCAACGGAAGAAGUUGUUGCUGGACCGGGAUUUGCGGCUUUAGUUGAAAUUAGGUGGACUCUAGGGCCUGGGAAGGAUUCGAGGGCCUGGUUUAGCAUCGAGCUUGACUGCGAUUCGCAGCCCGCGGAGGUCUCCCCUCUCAGGCUAGAACAGGGACGAGUGCUGGUGCUGAAACGAUUAGCUACGGUCAGGGAAGAUGGCGGACGAUCCGACCGCAGCGGACAGAAACGUGGAGAUCUGGAAGAUAAAGAAACUUAUCAAGAGUCUCGAGGCAGCGCGGGGGAAUGGCACCAGCAUGAUCUCCCUGAUCAUUCCUCCUAAGGACCAGAUCUCUCGAGUGGCUAAGAUGCUGGCGGACGAGUUUGGCACCGCAUCCAACAUCAAGAGCCGUGUGAACCGGCUGUCUGUGCUGGGGGCAAUCACCUCCGUACAGCAGCGCCUGAAACUCUACAACAAGGUGCCCCCUAAUGGCCUGGUGGUGUACUGCGGCACCAUUGUUACCGAGGAGGGAAAGGAGAAGAAAGUGAAUAUCGACUUUGAGCCUUUUAAACCCAUCAACACCUCCCUGUAUCUGUGCGACAACAAGUUCCACACUGAGGCACUGACCGCGCUCUUGUCUGAUGAUAGUAAGUUUGGCUUCAUUGUGAUUGAUGGCAGUGGAGCUCUGUUUGGGACCCUGCAGGGGAACACCAGGGAGGUGCUGCACAAGUUCACCGUGGACCUGCCCAAAAAACACGGUCGCGGCGGUCAGUCGGCGUUGCGGUUCGCGCGGCUGCGCAUGGAGAAGCGGCACAACUACGUGCGCAAGGUGGCGGAGACGGCCGUCCAGCUCUUUGUCUCCAACGACAAGGUCAACGUGGCCGGCAUGGUGCUCGCCGGAUCCGCCGACUUCAAGACCGAGCUCAGCCAGUCCGACAUGUUCGACCCGAGGUUACAAGCGAAGGUGCUGAAGUUGGUGGAUAUCUCAUACGGGGGAGAGAACGGCUUUAACCAGGCCAUCGAGCUGUCUGCUGAGGUCCUGUCCAACGUCAAGUUCAUCCAGGAGAAGAAGCUGAUAGGGCGGUAUUUUGAUGAGAUCAGCCAGGACACGGGGAAGUACUGCUUUGGGGUGGAGGACACGCUGAAGGCUCUGGAGAUGGGCGCUGUGGAGAUCCUGAUCGUUUACGAGAACCUGGACACCAUGCGCUACAUCCUGCGUGUGCACGGAGCAGAGGGAACCACGUCUGAGAAUGAUGAAAAAACGCUGUAUUUGACACCGGAGCAGGAGAAAGACAAGUCUCACUUCACUGAUAAGGAGACGGGCCAGGAGCACGAGUUGAUCGAGAGCAUGCCGCUGCUCGAGUGGUUCGCCAACAACUACAAGAAGUUUGGAGCCACGCUGGAGAUUGUGACGGAUAAGAGCCAGGAGGGGUCGCAGUUCGUCAAAGGCUUCGGCGGCAUUGGGGGGAUCCUGCGGUAUCGAGUGGAUUUCCAGGGGAUGGAGUAUCAGGGGGACGACGACGAGUUCUUCGAUUUGGAUGACUACUAGGUAGUCGAGACCGGCCCACGAGGAGGGGAGCAGAGGGGCCCCUCGGACAGCCGCAGAAACGGAGGGAGCGAGAGAGGAGUGUGAUUCUGGAGAACGGAAGCGCUGUGGGACACUGUCCUCUGCCUUAACCAGCUCUGCUCCAGGCUGACCGCUCUCUGUGGGGUCAGGAGCACAGGACUCACCUCUGCAUUUUAAAUGACCUUCACAUGCCCCCCCCCCCCCCUAAUUUUUUUAAUUGCCAUCUGCUGCUCUUUUAUUCCUUUGUUUUUUGUUUUUUUUAAACUAGGACUGUGUUGAGGGUGUGAAUUGUAUUAAAUCUGAGCUGCUUAUCAAGGCCACCUCUUCUGAUCCAGUCUGAUCUGCUCGGGUCAGGUCUGGUCUGGUCUGGUUUGGUCCGGUCCGGUCUGGUUCGGUCCGGUCUGGUUCAGUCCAGUCCAGUCUGUAAUGUACAGACACGCCUCAUGUCAUAAAUCAGGAUGAGUUGCACCCUCUCUGUUCCAGUCCUGUUGCAUUGCACCCUCUUCAUGUUCCACCACAGUCUAGUCUCCCAAUGGCUGCCAAAAGCCAUGUGACACAUCCUGACCAAUACGAGUCCAGGUGUGCUGCCUCUGCACUGAGUGAGGCGUUAGAGUGUAUGUGUCUGUGUGUGUGACAGUGAGAGCGAUAGAGAGCGAGAAAGGAUUGGGCAGUAAAUCUUCCUGACUCUGAAUGGAGGCAUAUGGGUCCUUUAUGUGCAGAUGGGGAGUGGGGGCAUUGGGGGUAAUGUAGUUUCAGAUGGCAGGAGUAGGGGAGGGCAUUGCUCAUAUCCUUGUAUUGGAGGAUUUGUUGUGCGCUAGACUGCCUGGACGAACGAUGUGUAAAAUAAAGCUGUUGGGGGGGGUGAUUGUAAGGAUCUUACUAAUGCUUUUACUGAUGCUGGGAUGAGUGGUAUGGGGAACAGACUGAUCUCAGACAGCCUUUUCCAUGUGCAUUUCCUCCUAUGGCCUUGACUGUAAGCCUCCCGCCAUCCCGCCGUGGGACUUCCCUGUUUUUAGCGGAGUGCAAACGCACGUGAGCCCCUCAGACUGGACCACUGAGCUCGCCUGGACUGGCUGCUGCCUGCGCUUCGCGUUUAUAAGCGCGUUUGGAUACAAGAGUGCACCCCACACACUUGGUGGGGGGGGGGGAGAGAGAGAGCCUGGAGACGACCAGGGAGGAGGAGGGGGUGUGUGAACAGGUGAGCGUGCCACAACGCUUCUGCUCCAGGUGCCACAUCGCUAACGGCAACGCCCCUUCCUCCUUUACCUCUUCGUUUAUCCUUCUUUUUGGUUUUUGUUUUCAUCAGCGCACUUUUGUAUAAAUUGGUUAUUAAAACCGCCCACAAUUAUUAAAUGUUCUCAUUGUUUGCAGUA